AGGCUCACUGCAGGACAAGAGGAGGAUAUAUGAAGGGCUGAGAUGAACUGAAGCUGCUGUGGUCAUGAGGCCGAAGCAAAAACGACAAGUGUGCGUCCUUCUACCCAACAAGCAGCACCUGGACUGUACGGUCAGGACGCAGGCCAGAGGCCGUGAGGUGUUGAACAGUGUGUUGAAGCAGCUUGGCGUCAGUGAUCUCCAAGUCUUCGGCCUGGCUGUUCUCAGAGAUAAUGAAUACCUCUUUGUUGAUUUGGAACAAAAGCUGAACAAGUACUUCAGGAAAAGGUGGAGCAGAGGAUCCUUGAUGGUCCCAUUCAUCUUAUUUCUGAGAGUGCAGUAUUACGUAGAGAGUGGGCAGUUAAUAUUGAGCAGCAAAGUGCAGCAGCUCUACUACACCGAGCUGAGGCAGAAGGUGCUGCGCUCACAGAGCCGCCAUCAGGAAGCUCUGCUCUUCCAGCUGGCAGCGUCUGUGCUCCAGGCUGAAGUGGGAGAUUUGGAGCAGAGAGAAGGGAGUGAUGAAGAAGUGGAGGAGGAGGGAGAGGAGAAAAGACAGGAGAGAAAACACAGACAUUACUUUCUUCCUGAAGAUUACUUUCCCUCUUGGUUGAUAAAGCGUCGUGGCAGAGAAUACCUGCUCCGACACAGUCCGGUGUUGCACGGUGAGCUGAGAGGUGUGUCACGCAGCCAAGCCAUCCUGCAGUUUAUAAAAGAGGCCAGCAGCCUGCAGGACGGACCAGUCACCUUCUACAGGAUGAGACAGGAGAAAAAGAUGCUCAAAUGUUCAAUUCUUCUUGGCGUUACACUGAAAGGAGUCCAUAUUUAUCAGGAGGUGGAAGGGAAGCAGUGUCUGUUGUAUGAUUUGUCCUGGACUAAUAUAGACCGCUUCACUUUCCAGGGCUGCAGGUUUGAAAUCCACGCAGUGGGCUCUCUGUGCCUCCCCAAGCUGCUCUAUUACACUCAUUCAGCCUUCCACUCCAAACACAUCCUGAGGCACCUCAGUGACAGCCACAGACUCCACAUCAACACCAGAGAUGCAGUCAGCUACAUCCAGCAGCUGGAGGACAUGCAAGCCAGUCAGUUCUACAAAGAGGCCUACAUCUGUGACACAGCACGGCUUAUACAGAAACUCCACUGCAACAGCCUCACAUCCUCCAUGUCUGACUGCAGCGCUGCAGUGGAAACAACCACACAUACCUGGACCGAAGAGGAGGAGGAGGAAGGCUCUAUGACAGAGUUUGAGCUGUGUGUGGACGAACCAGAAGAGGUUUUUGUUGACAACCCAGCUGAGGUGCCCUGGCUGGCUGAGGUGCUCCGUGCUGUGCCUAUUGAUGGACGCAUGGUGUUACCUCCAUCUUGUUGGACAGCUGUCACCAUGGAAAUGAAACAGGUUUUGAAGAUGAGGGCUGAUGAGGGCCUUUCUGUGGACUAGUGCACAGCCAGAGGCAAGAUGGACUCAUUACAUGUUCUGCAGCUCAGCACAAGACCCCUAAUACAACUGCCCUGAUACUCACAUCAUUUUACAAAUGAGUAAUCACACUGAAGGUUGAGAGGUCAACUAAUUCUGUACCUAACAUAUCAAUUAUAGUGGCAAUUACUGUAUUUCCAGUGUAACAUAAGCAUCUUUUAACUAGUAUCUGCAACUAUAAUCAAAAUAAAAAUGU
Molecule: messenger RNA, 1661 nt
Organism: Thunnus maccoyii (southern bluefin tuna)
Lineage: Eukaryota; Metazoa; Chordata; Actinopteri; Scombriformes; Scombridae
Product: FERM domain-containing protein 6-like
Exons: 13
Coding region: 65-1429 (454 amino acids)
Biological process (GO): positive regulation of hippo signaling
Cellular component (GO): cytoplasmic side of apical plasma membrane; cytoskeleton
Source: RefSeq, a predicted model, not a curated record